Molecule: messenger RNA, 1449 nt
Organism: Diversispora eburnea
Lineage: Eukaryota; Fungi; Glomeromycota; Glomeromycetes; Diversisporales; Diversisporaceae
Source: the annotation of a GenBank genome assembly
AUGAGUUCUGGUUUAUUACUUUGCAUAAGUGGUUGUUCGUUAGUUACUUAUCUUUUAGAUCGUAGGUCUUUAGUUCACUUACAACUCAUCCCUAAUUUGACAUCACAACACGAGUUUUGGCGUCUAAUAACGUCACAAUCUAUAUUUACAUCAUCGGGUGAAUUUUUUUUGGGAACUAUAGUCUUAUAUCGAUUACGAGUAAUUGAACGACAAUUUGGAUCAUCUAAAUAUGCGUCAUUCUUUUUUGUAACAUCAACAUUAUCAACAAUAUUUGAAAUUGGAGCAUUAACCAUUGGAAAUAAAUAUGGAUUAACAUAUCUUCCUGCGGGACCUUAUGGAUUUAUAUUUUCAGCAAUUUAUCAAUUUUAUGAAAUAAUUCCUCCCAUUUAUUAUUAUAAAUUUUUGGGAAUUAAUUUUAGUGAUAAGUUUUCGUUGUAUUUCUGCCUUUUACCGUUUUUAGCUUAUAAAUUUCCAUAUUCAAUAGUUGCAGGAAUUUGCGGUAUAUUAGCGGGUGUAAUAUAUCGACUCGAUUUAUGUAAUAUAAAAAAAUGGCGACUUCCUCAAUUCAUUAAUCGAUUUACAUCAAGGUUUUUAUCAACCAACACCAACACCAGUAAUCAAUCAUCAUCUAUUCCUGCUGUUAUGCAACGAUCAACAACAUCACAAUCAUCAUCUGCACAAUCUUUAAAUCAAGAAUAUUAUGAUAAUCUGCAAGCAAUGUUUCCACUCUCACCUCAAGAAAGUAUUACGCGCGCUCUCAUUUCAUCCGAUAAUGACAUUAACAGAGCCCGCAAACAUAAAGCAAAAAUUACAUUUUCAGGAGAUCAAAUUCCAUCAAACGAAAGUGCCAUAGUAAUUAGUAAUCACAGAUCUUAUUCGGAUUUUUAUAUGUUACAUUCAGUUGCUAUGCGUAGAAAGAUGUUACCACAUGUUAAAUAUUUUGCUAAAGAUUCCUUAAAAUAUAUUCCUUUCUUUGGAUUUGGAAUGUGGUUAAUGGGAAUGAUAUUUAUCAAGAGAAACUGGACCGAGGAUGAAAAUCAUCUUAAAAAAAUAUUUAAAGCUAUUAAAUCUUAUGCAGCACCAAUAUGGAUAGUAAACUUUGUGGAGGGAACUAGAUUUAGAUUUCCCGUAUUUCAAAAUCUUUUAUUUCCUCGUACCAAAGGUUUUGUGGCAUGUGUUCAUUUUACAAUAGUUUAUCGUCACAUCACAAGAGGUCUUUUCCCACCUAACCUUUUUCAUGUUCACGGUUUUCCAUUAUUAUCACCACCUUGGUCAUUUCAUGUACAUGUUAAACGUUACGCUAUUGAAGAUUUACCUAGAGAUGAAGAAAAAUUAACUGAAUGGGUUCGACAAAAAUUUAUAGAAAAAGAUGCUUUAUUAGAAGACAUGAAACUUCAUUGGACAAAGAGUGAAAAAUUGCAAAACGUUCAUGAAGAGAAAUAUUUUUGA